This is a messenger RNA of Solea solea (common sole), 1624 nucleotides long. Its product is annotated as calcium-activated potassium channel subunit beta-2-like. Gene Ontology annotation, biological process: potassium ion transport; detection of calcium ion. NCBI's taxonomy places the organism in Eukaryota, Metazoa, Chordata, Actinopteri, Pleuronectiformes, Soleidae. Gene Ontology annotation, molecular function: potassium channel regulator activity; calcium-activated potassium channel activity. The transcript is spliced from 5 exons. Gene Ontology annotation, cellular component: membrane; voltage-gated potassium channel complex. The coding region runs from base 189 to 1007 and encodes 272 amino acids. The record is from RefSeq and is a predicted model, not a curated record.
ACACACACAUGCGCACACAGAGCCUCCUCCUCUCUUCUCCUCAGACAGAAGCUGUGUUUCACUUCAACCACAGACGUUUGGAUUUAAAGUGAAAUAUGUUGUUGUUGUUUUAAUCCUUUGAAACUCUGAGUGAGGACGUAAAUGAAGUGGUGAAGCAGCAGUUUGUUGUGGAUGAGGUUCAUGUUUUCAUGUUUGGAGACGAUUGUUCCGACGCUCUGACCGUUGACCUCUGUCAGACGCUGCAGUCACAGAGCAGCUCCUGUUCGUCUCAAAGGUGGAUCAGCGCAUCCAGCAGUGACUGCAGUGGACAGCAGGUCCCACAUGUGUCAGACAGGAUGUUUCUGUGGUCAGCAAACAUCAGAUCAGAAGGAAAAGGUGAACGCAGAACCUUCUACCGCAGGAUCUGCGAGUUGGAGACUCUGGACAAGAAGAAGAGGGUGACAGCUCUGAGCGCAGGAGAGGACAGAGCCAUACUCCUGGGCGUCAUCAUGAUCGCCUUCUCUGCCAUGAUGUACUUCAUCGUGGGAAUCACCAUACUGCGCUCCUACUCUGACAGCGUGUGGACGGAGAAGGCCAGCUGCACCAUCCUCAACUCCACCAUCAUGUGGGACGUGAACUGUUCGUACGGCUGCGGAGCAGAGUGCUGGGAGACGUCCCGUUAUCCCUGUCUCCAGGUCUACGUCAGCGUCUCGGGGAAAGUGGUGCAACUGCUGCACAACGAGGAGACGCAGGAGAGCAACUCUGAGUGCUUCUACAUCCCAAAGUGCAUUAAAGACUAUUCUGCCACACACACCGUAGUUCAGAACAUUUCUGAUCGUCUGAGGUCUCAGCACACCGUUGACUGCUUCGUGGACCCAACGGACAAAAUGGACUGUGCCAUUCUGACCCAGAUCUAUGGCUCAGUCACCGUCUUCCACUCCCUGCUCUGGCCGACCUGCACCUUGAUCGGGGGAAUUUUCAUCAUUGCCUUGGUGAAGAUAACCCAGUGCAUGUUCCAUCAUGUGUGAGGGAACAAGCUGUUUUAGGAACGUGAAGGUUAUACAGACCCUAGAAUCCUGGAUUGAAGGACAACUGAAGCAGCUAAACCAGGACAGACGUGGUCUCUCUGUGACAGCUGGGAUUCAGAGAAGGUGACAGUGGUGACAGGAUCCAGAUCUGAAGAUAAACUCAUGAUGGUUUGAAGCCUGAAACUAGUGGAACCUGCAGGUGGUUGAAUCUCACUCACAAUCUGUAAGAUUAGGAUUAUUUCAGGGUGGUUUGUUUUCACCUGUCUCUGGUUCUUUGAUUGGUUAGUUGAAUGGACGGUUGGAUGCAUAAAUGGUUGGCUGGUGGGUUGGCUAAUUGGAUGGAUGGUGGGUUUGUUGGUCAGCCUGGGUCAGUUGGUCACUUUGGAUGAAUGGUUAGUUGGUUGGUUGGAUGACUGGUUGGUUGGUGUGUCAGGAGAAUUAUGCAAAAUCUGCCAAACUAUUUUGCACCAAUCUGAAAUUCUUUUACAAAUCAUUGAGGUUCUCACACCUUUUACUGUAUUUAUUAAAUUUUUACUUCUACUAUUAGAUCUUUAAGAGGAGGAUCUUUGGUAAACUCAGUGUGUGAACUGACUAAUAAACGUCAAUAUGAAAACACA